AUGUUUUUCAACGGAGCGGCAAAAAGGUGGGAAGAAAGGUCAGCACUUGAGAGGCUUGCUUCGGUAGGAGUCAAAAAUAAAAGGCUCAAGAAGGAACUGCACUCGAAGAAUGGAAAGGCAGACUAUGAAAGCGCUAAUACGAUUGUUCUCGAAGCAAAGGCCCAUACAGUAUUGAAGAAAACAAGAAAGAGUGAUCAAGAGAAGUUGUCCUAUUUUAAGGGAGUAGGAAUUGGGGUCGUCCUAAUUUUGGAAUCAGGACAACACUAUCAUAUAUCAUCAAAGAUAGGAUUCCCUUGUACCAAUAAUAUGGCUGAAUAUGAAGCAUGCAUCCUUGGGAUCUUAGUGACAGUCGACAUGAACAUCAAAGAGCUUUUUGUCAUAGGGGAUUCCGAUAUAUUGAUACACCAAGUCCAAGGGGAGUGGUCUACCAAAAAUGUCAAGAUCAUUUCGUACCUGCAUUGUGUAAAAGAGUUAUGCAAGAAGUUCAUGAAGAUUGACUUGAAGAACGUUCCCAGGAUCCAGAACAAGUUCGUUGAUGCCCUUACAACUCUAUCAUCCAUGAUUCAGCAUCCAGACAAGAAUUAA
This is a messenger RNA of Nicotiana tabacum (common tobacco), 585 nucleotides long. The record is from RefSeq and is a predicted model, not a curated record. NCBI's taxonomy places the organism in Eukaryota, Viridiplantae, Streptophyta, Magnoliopsida, Solanales, Solanaceae.